Molecule: messenger RNA, 2405 nt
Organism: Cynoglossus semilaevis (tongue sole)
Lineage: Eukaryota; Metazoa; Chordata; Actinopteri; Pleuronectiformes; Cynoglossidae
Gene: abcg8
Product: ATP-binding cassette, sub-family G (WHITE), member 8
Exons: 13
Coding region: 202-2196 (664 amino acids)
Biological process (GO): cholesterol homeostasis; transmembrane transport; cholesterol efflux
Cellular component (GO): plasma membrane; signaling receptor complex
Molecular function (GO): ATP binding; ABC-type transporter activity; ATP hydrolysis activity
Source: RefSeq, a predicted model, not a curated record
GUUUGAUUGACAGGACAGAGACGCCGCGGAGACGCUGAGCCGACAUGAGGGCGGACUUCUGACAGGGGAGUCUUUGAGCCGAGUCGAGAGAAGAUCUUCAGCUGGACUGAGGAGAGGAGGACGCGCGCACACAUAUACACAGAGGGAGGUUAGGGGGACAUUGACCCUUUGACCCUGCAAACACCGGGGACUGACGUCACCAUGGACACUGAACUAGACAUGUGUCACCUGACAGCAUCUUCACAGCUCCAGGACACGCAGCUGUUCUCCUCCGAGGAGGACAGCAGUCUGUACUUCACCUACAGCGGAGGACGCAACCAGCUGCAGGUCAACAACCUCUACUACCAGGUGGACACAGCAGCUCAGAUCCCCUGGUACGAGAGGUUGUCGGAGUUCAAACUUCCCUGGGAGAUCCACGGGAACAAGGAGACGGCCAUCGACGACCUGAGCCUGAGCGUCCACAGCGGUCAGAUGUUGGCCGUCAUCGGCAGCUCAGGUUGUGGAAAAACGUCUCUGUUGGACAUUAUCACGUGUCGGGACGAGGGCGGCACCAUGACCUCGGGUCAGAUUCUGAUUAAUGGGAAACCAAACACACCUCAGUUGGUGAAGAAGAGCGUGGCCCACGUCCGUCAGGACGACCGUCUUCUUCCUCAGCUCACGGUCAGGGAGACUCUGUCCUUCGUGGCCAAACUGAGGCUCCCGACCCACUUCACGCAGGCCCAGAGGGAUCAGAGGGUUGAUGAUGUCAUAGCAGAGCUGCGGCUGCGGCAGUGUGCGAACACCAGGGUGGGGAACGACUACGUGAGGGGGGUUUCAGGAGGAGAGAGGAGAAGAGUCAGCAUCGCUGUCCAGCUUCUCUGGAAUCCCGGUAUUCUGAUCCUGGACGAGCCCACGUCAGGACUGGACAGCUUCACUGCCCACAACUUGGUGGUCACUCUGUCCCGUCUGGCCAGAGGAAACCGUCUGGUCCUGCUCUCGGUCCACCAGCCUCGGUCAGACAUCUUCCAGCUCUUCGACCUGGUGGUGCUGCUCUCUUCAGGCUCAGCCGUUUACUGCGGCCCCGCUCAGGACAUGGUGCCGUACUUCACCGCGCUGGGAUUCCCGUGUCCGCGCUACUGCAACCCGUCGGACUUCUACGUUGAUCUGAUCAGCAUAGACCGACGCAGCCCAGAACGAGAGGCUGAAUGUCUGGAGCGGGCCAGAACUCUAGCCGGACAGUUCAAGGAGAAGGUCCGAGACACGGAAGAUCACAUGUGGAAACCAGUAGGGGGCAGUAGACAUAGUCCAGCAGGAAGCGGCCGGUCAGCGGGAGAAGAAGUCAGGACCUCAGUCCCUCAAAGAAGCACGUUACCAGGUCGACUCCAACAGUUCUCCAUCCUCAUCAGGCGUCACAUGUACAACGACUUCAGAGACCUGGUCAGCAUACUGGUCCACGGUCUGGAGGCCCUGCUCAUGUCCCUGCUGGUGGGGUUCCUGUACUACGGAGCGGGGGACGAACGUCUGUCCAUCCAGGACACCGUGGCUCUGCUCUACAUGAUCGGAGCUCUCACUCCAUUCGCCGUGGUGCUGGAUGUCAUCGCUAAAUGUCACUCAGAGAGAGCCAUGCUCUACCACGAGCUGGAGGACGGCAUGUACUCCAUCACCUCCUACUUCUUUGCCAAGGUCCUUGGAGAACUUCCAGAACACUGCGUGUUCACUCUGGUCUACACUCUGCCCAUCUACUGGUUGGCUGGUCUGAACCAGUCUCCGGAGCGGUUCCUCCUCAACUUCCUGUUGGCCUGGCUGAUGGUCUACUGCAGCAGGGCCAUGGCUCUGUUCGUGGCGGCGGCCCUGCCCACGCUGCAGACCUCCGCCUUCAUGGGGAACUCUCUCUUCACCGUCUUCUAUCUGACCGGAGGAUUCGUCAUCAGCCUGGAGAACAUGUGGCUGGUGGCCACCUGGCUCUCUCACGCCUCCUUCAUGCGCUGGGGUUUUGAGGGGAUGCUGCAGGUGCAGUUCAAAGGGAACAUGUACCAGGUCAACCUGGGAAACUUCACCUUCGACAUCGACGGUGUUCACGUGGUGGGCGCCCUGAACAUGAACCAGUAUCCUCUGUACCUGUGUUACCUGGUCCUGGUGGCAGUCUGUCUCAGCUUCAUGCUGCUCUACUACCUGUCACUCAGGUUCAUCAAACAGAAGUCCAGUCAGGACUGGUGAAGACUUCCUGACCACCGUCCUCCACAUGAAGACAUCUGAAAUCAAGACCUGAGUUUGUGGGUCUGAGGAGGUCCAAGGUUUUUCACCUUCAGCUUCAGGUUGAAGACAUUCCUUUACACAAUCUGACCGUGAAAGACUAUUGAGUAUAAUAAAGACAGCUGGUGCACCUGUCUGCCGCUGGGUGGCAGCAGUGAUCUGCACUGACUCCA